This is a messenger RNA of Fusarium pseudograminearum CS3096, 1638 nucleotides long. RefSeq lists its product as uncharacterized. The coding region runs from base 1 to 1638 and encodes 545 amino acids. Gene Ontology annotation, cellular component: nucleus. NCBI's taxonomy places the organism in Eukaryota, Fungi, Ascomycota, Sordariomycetes, Hypocreales, Nectriaceae. Gene Ontology annotation, biological process: positive regulation of transcription by RNA polymerase II. The record is from RefSeq and is a predicted model, not a curated record. Gene Ontology annotation, molecular function: DNA-binding transcription factor activity; transcription cis-regulatory region binding. The transcript has a single exon.
AUGCCAGAGAGACGCCCUGUCUGUGGACCUUGUUCGACGCGAUCGCGCGGCUGUGUCUAUCCUGAAUGCCCCGAGGCGCCGUCUUCGCACACCAGUGUUGACGAUUCAGUGCCCGGAGACCAGACAUGGCUUGACGAUCAAGACUCACUCCGUCCGGCCCUCGAGUUACCUAGCCCUCAUACCGUGGUCCCCGACAUCCAAGCCUCACUUUGCUCAAACGACCUACCGCUCCUCAACGCAGCAUCUCAACCAGUACCUGUUUCAACAUGGUCUCCAGACUCAGCAUUCUGGACCGCUGACUUUGCUUCGACACGAUGGCUGGACCUUCUCGCAAACGAUGCUGCACAGGCCGAUAGUGGUUUCUCUCUUGCGCCGACUCCUGCGCUAAGAACAGGCGAGGAGAGACCUCCUGAUAUUGGAAGCUUGCAGGCGCGGUUGUCUCAAGUUGCCGAGGCGGAGCGCACAACAUGGCAGGAUGGCGCGAGACCGACAGUCCUGAACAGUCGUGAGGCUGGCCUGUUGCGUCACUUUGCAGAAAGUUGUGCUUUGUGGUUGGACCUGUUUAAUCCCCAGAGACUGUUUUCUACAUAUGUUAUAAGACUAGCUCUCAAAGAUGCAGGGCUCAUGAAUGCGAUUUUAGCCCUUGCUGCACGACACCACUCGAGACGACCCCAUCCGAACGAUCCAAAUACUCCCGACGUAACAGAUAACGAGUCUAUCAGACACUACUACGAAACGUUGCACUAUGUACAAGAAGCACUCCCUUACACAAGUUACACCAACUCGGAAGAGCUUCUUGCCACUGCCAUCAUCAUCUCAGCUUAUGAAAUGCUCGAUGAAUCAGACGGACGAGGAAACUGGCAGAGGCACUUGAAAGGUGUUUUCUGGAUCCAAAGAUCACAAAAUGUGAAUGGUAGCUCUGGGGGUCUGCGCCAAGCUGUCUGGUGGGCUUGGCUUCGACAGGAUGUCUGGGCUGCGUUUAGAGAGAAGAGGUCUUGCUUCAGUUUCUGGGUUCCUGUGCAGGAACUUGGUGAGCUUGAUCAACACGGUAUGGCAGAUAGAGCUAUUUAUCUCCUAUCGCAAGCGGUCAAUUAUUAUGCAAACUCUCACGCUGCUUCAUCCGAGGCGACGCAACAUCCUAACCAGACGGACUUGGGUCAUGCUAGAGUUGACCUUUUGCAGAAGAUAGAAGAGCUAAAGUCUCGUCUUGGAGAGCAUUACCAACCUCUCCCCGUACCUUCUGAAACAUCGGAUCUAUUUCAGAACAUCUGGAUUCAUCCACCCGAGAUUGGAGCUGCACUGCAAGCACUCGCGUUUGCUCUAAUAUUGAUAACUCUACACAGUCCGAUCCCAGCUGGAUUUAAUGGCUAUCUCCGGAUGCAAAAGACGCUCACCCAAGCUGUCAAUACUAUAUGUGGGAUAGCUAUGGAGCUAAAGGACGAAGGAUGUCAGAUUUUAUCGGCGCAGUGUCUUUACGGCGCGGGGCUUUGCUUGCAAGAUACCGCAAAGCGUGAAAAGGUUAUACAAUUGAUGGAAGCUUGUGAGUCGAGAGUUAGCUGGGCGCCCAUGAAGAUGUGGAGAGAUGAUUUGAGAAUGGAGUGGGCCAAGGCAGAUCAAGAGGAUAGCCAACCAGUUUGA